This is a messenger RNA of Chanos chanos (milkfish), 5067 nucleotides long. It is a transcript of the gene setd5, whose product is annotated as SET domain containing 5. Lineage: Eukaryota; Metazoa; Chordata; Actinopteri; Gonorynchiformes; Chanidae. Gene Ontology annotation, cellular component: Rpd3L-Expanded complex; Set3 complex. Bases 494 to 5020 code for a protein of 1508 amino acids. The transcript has 24 exons. Gene Ontology annotation, biological process: regulation of DNA-templated transcription. The record is from RefSeq and is a predicted model, not a curated record.
CACCAUAAUAAAUGGAUGCAACCAAACGGAAUUCAGCAUAGACAUUCGAUGGAAGUAUAAUGCCCACAACAGGACAGGGUAUGAAACUUUCAACCCUUGCGUAAGGGACAUUGAGAAGUUUGGUAGAGACUCCGGGAAAGGGAGCUGCCUUGCGGCUUGCAGUACGCAGGAAACGCCGAGGUCACAAGGAGAGGCCCUGUACCAGAAUCAGCUUGAUGUGGGGAUACUUAAGGACCUACAGUCUUCAAAAUAGGAUAUUUCUCUUUAACUGAGGUGGAAUGUCUCAUUAGGUGUCCUGAUGUGUGUGCGGUGCUGUGUGUGGUAUUGUGGCCCCCCACCUCUGGAGUGGUCUGUCGCUGCCAUUUGGAUCCCGUGAUCCCGACCUCCCCCCUCUCCCCUUCCUCCUUUCCUUCUCCUCUCCCCCUCUCCCUACAUCCCUCUCCCCCCUCCCUCCCCCUUUCCCCCCCUCCCAAGCAACGCUGUGCUGGAAGUCAUGAGCAUAGUAAUCACGCUGGGAGUCACCACACCAGAGACAUCCUAUACAGAUAUGGCCGCCGGAUCAGAUCCUGAAUCAGUGGAAGCGAGCCCUGCCGUCAAUGAGAAGAGUUACUCCAACCAUAAUUGUGGCAGUGCACAGAGUCAUGGCUAUCGAGGGCUGCCCUACGCUAUGCAACAGUCUUCCGUUGUGUGUUGUCAGGAUCACAACUAUGGGGCUCCGCCUCCUCCCACACCUCCCGCCUCCCCACUCUCGCAGACCAUCAUCCCCCGCAUGGAGCUCAACGGCCUUGGCCACGCCCCUUUCCACCAUCACCAGGACAACUCCGCCCACAGCGACAGCUCGUCCGAGGAGGAGGAGGGCAGCGUGCCCAGCUGGUGCCAGUGCCGUCUGACGCAGGACAAUUUCCUAAUCAAGUGUGAAAACUGCAGGAGGAAGGGUCUUGAUGGACAGCGCAGGGGCACUGAAAAUGUCUCUGUGGGCGAGAGCAGCGGUACAGAGAGUGGGGAUGAGGAGGUGUCGACAGCGACAGUCUCAUACACGGCCACCCAGCACACACCCACCAGCAUCACCCUCACCGUCAACAGAGUCAAACCCAGCAAAGCCAAGAAGAGGAAGAAGAGCACAGACAAAACACGCACUGCACCCAAAGCCAAGAAGACCAAGGCUUUCAGAGAAGGUUCCAGAAAGUCCAUGAGGAUGAAGAACUGGACGACAGAGGCGAGCGCAUUGGACGAGAACACGCCCGAGGGCUGGGAGACUCGUAUUCGCCAGUGGACAGACCAGUAUGAGGAGGCCCUGGCCAACCAGUACAGUGCCGAUGUCCAGACCCUCCUCCAGCUCCACCGCUCCGCCAGCAAAACCUCUCCUGCCCCGGCAACUGUCGCCAUGGACACCAUCAACCGCACAGAGCUGGCCUGCAACAACACUGUGCUGGGCUCUCAGAUGCAGUUGCAGCUGGGCCGUGUGACACGUGUGCAGAAACACCGGAAGAUUCUGCGAGCAGCGCGGGAUCUUGAGCCUGAUACUCUUAUCAUUGAGUACAGAGGAAAAGUCAUGCUUAAACAGCAGUUUGAAGUGAAUGGACACUUCUUUAAAAAGCCCUACCCUUUCGUUCUCUUCUACUCCAAGUUUAACGAAGUGGAGAUGUGUGUGGAUGCACGGACGUUUGGCAAUGACGCACGCUUCAUCAGGAGGUCCUGCACUCCUAACGCUGAGGUGCGGCAUAUGAUAGCAGAUGGAAUGAUUCACCUGUGUAUCUACGCAGUCACUCAGAUAGCUAAAGACUCAGAGGUCACCAUUGGCUUUGACUACGAGUUCAACAGCUGUAAUUAUAAGGUGGACUGCGCGUGCCAUAAGGGAAACCAGAACUGUCCAGUGCAGAAACACAAUCUUACCCCCCCUGAGUCUCUGCUCCCACCCCCCCAGCCUCCUCUCCCUACUCUGCCUGGAGCAGAGACCAGGAGGAGGCGAGCCAGGCGGAGGGAGCUGGAGGGAGGCAGCCUCGUAGGAGGCGUGUCAGACGACAGCAACCAUCCUCCAGAUGAGCCUGGAGAGGCUCAGGGUGCCAGCGAUACAGAGGAGGGUCUGGCAGAUGGCGUGAAGCUAGAGGAGGGCGACGAGGAUCUGGACGAAAAUGGAUCUGUCAUUUCAAACAAACGGUCUCGGGAAGAUCGGAAGGCAGAGGCUAUCAUGCAUGUCUUUGAGAAUUUGGAGCGCAGGAGGAAGCGUGUGUCACAAAAUCAGGACAAGCCUGCACAAGGCGGAGCCGAGGACGUCAAACAGGAGAGUCCUGAACUUGAGGAGGGUGCCGCCUCCCCACCACCAGUGGGAAACCCCGCCUCAAACACAGGGGCUGGCGGAGGGGUUAGCACACGACGCACUUCGUACACCACAGAGUCCGCUGGUGUGGACUCUGAGAAGCCAGCUGCAGCGCCUGCGGCCCCUAAACCCCCUUCAGCUCGUUCCUCUAAACCGCGUCCGAAAAGCCGGAUCUCGCGGUACCGUUCCGGCUCUGCCCAGCGGGCGCGGCGGCAGCGGCAGGCUCUGGCACAGCAAGCGGCCGAGCAGGCGGUGGCUGCCGCAGAGGAGGGGGGCGCAGGCGCCUGCGGGGGCGAGCCGGGACAGGGCGAGGGGACAUGGGGCACGGGACAGCUCCAGGACAGCGAUGGGUUCGCAGGAUCGGCCUCCGCAGCGCUCGGCAGCAAAGCCAACGUCAGAUACCUGAAAACGAAAAAGUACCUGGUGACGGAGUGGUUGAGUGAUAAGAUCCCCGAGCGGGUGGAGGAGCCCGUGGAACGUCCUCUCCGCAUCACCACCGACCCCACGGUGCUGGCAACCACCCUCAACAUGCUCCCAGGCCUCUACCACUCCCCGCUCAUCUGCACCACCCCAAAACACUACAUCCGCUUCGGCUCCCCCUUCAACCCCGAGAAACGCAGACGCCCGCUCAACCUGGACUCCUCCUACGGCUCCUGUAAGAAGAGGUGGAUGAAGCAGGCCCAGGACGAGAGCAUGUUGUCCCUAACCACAGAGGACGGAUCUGCGUCCAACUCCUCACACCAAAAACUGACUGUGCCGUUAAAGAAGAGGAAAUCCAAAUAUGUGUGUGAGACGCCAGCCCCGACCUCUGACCUCUUGCUACGCCCUCUGUCACCCAUCACGCCGCCGCCCCCCUCAGAGCCCGUCACGUCGCUCCACCCACUGCUCACCUCCUCCUGCACCCCUUACUUGGGAGCAGAGGAGGAGAGACAGAAUGGCACAGCCCUCCCCUACUCCCCUCUCACCUCCCUGUCUGCCAGCCGCUGCAACACACCCCUACAGUUUGAGAACAUUUCAUCACCUGAGACCUCUCCUGUCCACAGACCUGAGUCUCUAUCCCCAGAGCCUUGCUUACGGCCAGACUUUGAUGUGCCGCGGGUCACAAACUUCCCAGACUUGUCCCUGACCUCCAGUCUGGAGAGCCCUGUUCCUGUGUCAGACGAUUUCCCUUUUGCUGCCUCUGACAGCCUGGGAGGCUCUGGCCGGGGAACCCCCCUCACCUCCACCUCCGUUCCCACCAUGGGUGACACUUCCCUGGGCUCGCGUUCAAGUGAGCCCCAGGCUCGAGAUCAGGCCUUCAGGACAGAGUUUAAUCUGAUCUACACCUGCUCACCCCUAAACGCCAACCUGUCUGCAGGGCCCGUGACUGACAGGUGCCUGUCCCAAUCAGAGGGCAGUUUUUCUCCAGCGGACUCCUACUUCAGCACCAUAAGUGGCCAGGGGGUGCUUGCAGAGGCAGGGCAUGACUCUCUGUCGCCCUAUCCAGAGCCACAUUUUGGGGGUGGAUACCCAGACAGUGGCACGCCCCCACACCCUAGCAACCCACCCCAGAAAAAGAAGGUCUCUCUACUGGAGUACAGGAAGAGGAAGCAGGGGGCCAGGGACCCUGAUCCAGGGGUAUCCCUGGGUACGCCCACGCGUUCCAGCUCCCUCUGCCCCAGUUUGGAGUCUCCUGGUGGACCACGUUCUGUGCUGCAGCCCCCUGCCUCUCCACACAGCUCCUUCUCCUCUCCAGCCCACCAGGCCUUCCCACAGUUGGAGGAGGUCAGCCCUCCAGACCUUAGCACCAGCACCACCACCCAGACACACACGGGACCCCAAGCACAAGACUCCAACCAGUGGAUGGUGCCUACAUCUGUUGAACGGUUGAGGGAGGGGCAGGGCGUUUUAGAGCGAGUGCUAAGGGGGAGUCUGAAGAUGGAUCGUGUCCUCAAAAGAUCGGAGGGCGGAGUUAGUGACCAUGGUAACAGCAGGGACAAAGAUUCUGAUGGAACAGAAGGAGACAGAUACGACAUCCACAGUGUGUCAUCGCCUAUGAGGAGUCCUCAAAGAUACAGCCCAUCUGUGCACACACACCAGGUGCAGCCUCUCUUGUCGGAACACCACCAGCAUUCUGAAAGCCCUGCCUACCAUCAGCAGAGCUCCUCCUCUCCGUUUCGCGCCUCCUUCACCCCCUCCCCAUCCUCCUCCUCCUCCGGCGGGCAAGGAUACUUUCCUGCUCGUCUGGCCUCACACACAACCUUACCCCAGGACUCCUCCUCUUCCUCUGCAUCCUCCUCAUCAGAUCCAGCUGCAGUCAGCACCUCCAGACAGACAGGGAGCGCUCUCCAUCCGCACGGCGGCAGCAACAGUGGCGGACCAGAUCCGUCACACCUCUACCCAAGCAGCCAUCUGAAAACCAGCCUGUUGAACAGCACCCUCACGGGGUCUCAAGUACCAGCCUCCAGGGGCCAAGGCCACCCCAAAACGGACAGUGGCGUUACCACGGGUAACCAGGCCUCUCAUGCCUCCAGACUGGCCCAGUCGCCCAUGGCACGGAGCCUGAGGCCGGGGAGCCCUGGGCAGGCCGUGCUUCAAGCAAAUCCCAGGCUCCUGUCAGCCUCUGGCGCACAGAGCUACCCACAACGAGGGGCAUCUCUCAGUCAUAUACAGCACCCCCCAAUCCAGGGCUCUGGGGUACGGACACAAUCUGGGACCUACUAGAGCCCUGUCAGUGUGUGUGUGUGUGUGUGUGUGUGUGUGUGUGUGUG